Messenger RNA from Emericellopsis cladophorae, 480 nucleotides. Its product is annotated as Transport protein particle subunit-like protein. Bases 1 to 480 code for a protein of 159 amino acids. The record is from RefSeq and is a predicted model, not a curated record. Gene Ontology annotation, biological process: endoplasmic reticulum to Golgi vesicle-mediated transport; intra-Golgi vesicle-mediated transport. Gene Ontology annotation, cellular component: cis-Golgi network membrane; TRAPP complex; cytosol. NCBI's taxonomy places the organism in Eukaryota, Fungi, Ascomycota, Sordariomycetes, Hypocreales, Bionectriaceae. The transcript is spliced from 3 exons.
AUGUCCUCAAACAAAGCAUCCAGGAUAGGGGAAGAAACCAGGAUAGACAAGGUCAACACUGAGCUCGUCACCCUCACAUACGGCACAAUUGUAGUCCAGCUGUGCAAAGACUACGAUAAUGACUACGAGGAGGUCAACAAGCAACUGGACAAGAUGGGCUACAACAUUGGCUUACGUCUGAUCGAGGACUAUCUAGCCAAGUCAAACACCAUGAAACGAUGCACAAGUUUUCGGGAGACAGCGGAUAUGAUCGCAAAGGCACGGUCAUAUUUCGUCGAGCUUCCGGAUGAUGGCCGUGCACAGGAUGAGCUAUGGUACUCGAACAUUCUCUGCGGCGUCCUCAGAGGCGCAUUGGAGAUGGUUCAAAUGCAGGUCGAGGCGCAUUUCAUCAGCGACGUACUGAGAGGGAACGACACCACUGAGAUGCGGGUGUCACUAGUGAGAUACAUUGACGAUGAGCUACCGCCGGAAGACGAUUAG